UGUUCUGCGCAUGUGCGAACUGUUCCUGCUGCAUGCCGACAGAAAACAUUCAGUUGAUUCGGUCUCACGUGUUCGUUCGGUUCCGAUAAAUUCGUGUUUUUUCUGGCCGGACUCCGGUUGCGCCCGGUGGGGAAACAUGGAGGACGUAAACCUCAUCAAGCUGCCGGAGGACGAGGACGGGACACCGGCCACGAAGAGACCCAGACCGCUGACGUUCGACCCGGAGAGUGAAGAGGAGAAGCGGCAGAAGAACGUGAAGAGGCUGGCGAUGCUGGGGGAGACGGACGGCUCGGUGAAGCUGCUGGAGGAGCUGGUGUUCGGGGCCGAGGACGAGCUGCUGGAGAGACUCGUGGAGGAGGAGGACGAGGAGGAGCCGGCUGAAGCUCUGCUGGUGCAGCAUGAAGACGACGAGUUGGAGGACGAAGCCCUUCAGCAGCCGCUCAGGAAAGCUGCCUGGGUGGACGAAGACGACGAGCUGGAGGAAGAGGUGGACAUGAGGCAUCGUUACCGUAGAAACCUGAUGAAGGGAGACGCCGAGUCGACCAUGUCCAAACAGAAACUACAGCAGAGGAUGAGGGAGCAGUUCCAGAAGGCGAUGGGAGGAACUCCAUCGUGGGCUGAAAGCGGCACCAAGAAAAAAAAGAAGAAGAAGAAAGCUGCUGAUGAUGACGACGAUGAUGAUGACGACGAAGACGAUGAUGAUGAAGAUGACCUGCUGAGGAGGACGGGGAACUUCGUGGCGUCUUCAGAGAGUCUGCCCAGCGGCAUCCUGAGGAUGAAGAAGUGUCUCCAUGCCAACAGCUGUCGGUCCUCAGAGGACCGACUCACCACCGUCCAGUUCCAUCCCUCAGCUCAGGUCAUCCUGACCGCCGGCCUUGACCAAUCAGUCUGCCUCUUCCAGGUGGACGGAAAGACUAACCCGAAGAUCCAGAGCAUCCACCUGGAGAGAUUCCCCAUCCACAAGGCUCAGUUCAGCCGGGACGGAGAGACGGUGAUCGCCACCAGUUUUAGGAACAAGAUGUUCUACCUGUACGACAUGAUGGAAGGCCGAGUCUCACCUGUUCACACCGUCAGAGGUCUGAAUGAAGCUCGGGUGAAGGAGUUCUCGGUGUGUCCUGAAGGAGGCGCUCUGCUGCUCACUGGAUCUCGAGGAUACCUUCAUCUGCUCACACUGAAGACGAAGGAGGUGGUUCGCAGCAUGAAGAUCAACGGAGACGUCAGCGGCGUCGCGUUUUCUGCAGACAGCGGCAAAAUCUUCGCUAACUCAGAGGAGGGGGAGGUGUAUGUGUUUGAUUUGCGCAGCAGUCGGUGUAUGAACAAGUUCUCUGAUGACGGUUGUGUUCGGGCGUCAUCCAUCGCUGCGGCUCCUAACGGACAGUACCUGGCCUGUGGCUCUCAGUCAGGUGUGGUCAACAUCUACUCCCAGGAGGCGUGUCUUAACUCGGCCAAUCCGAAGCCUCUGAAGGCCGUGAUGAACCUGCUGACCUCGGCGACCUCCCUCGCCUUCAACCCUUCGUCUGAGAUCCUCGCAAUCGCUUCCCGAGACGAGGACGAAGCCGCACGGCUGGUACACAUGGCCAGCCUCACCGUCUUCUCCAACUUCCCCGUUGCCAAGAACAAGUUCGUCUAUCGAACCAGCUGCCUCGACUUCUCCCCAAACAGCGGCUUCUUCUCAUUGGCUAACAACAAAGGCCACGCCCCCCUCUUCAGGUUGCUGCAUUACAAAGACUUCUGAGGACGAACUGUGUGUAAAUAAUGUGACGAGGAGCCGAACACCGAAGAUCCUCAGAACAAACGUUGAAUUUUAUUGUUUGUUUGAUCUCAAAACAGAACUGAAACUGAAUUAUGUGUAUUUUCCGAGCUUGUACCUAAACAAAUAUUUCUGAUUUUUAAAGUAAAGAGUCUUGAACUGA
This is a messenger RNA of Amphiprion ocellaris (clown anemonefish), 1913 nucleotides long. It is a transcript of the gene utp18, whose product is annotated as UTP18 small subunit processome component. The record is from RefSeq and is a predicted model, not a curated record. Lineage: Eukaryota; Metazoa; Chordata; Actinopteri; Pomacentridae. Gene Ontology annotation, cellular component: small-subunit processome; Pwp2p-containing subcomplex of 90S preribosome. Gene Ontology annotation, biological process: rRNA processing. Gene Ontology annotation, molecular function: protein binding. Bases 11 to 1735 code for a protein of 574 amino acids. The transcript has 13 exons.